Messenger RNA from Lagenorhynchus albirostris (white-beaked dolphin), 4774 nucleotides. RefSeq names its product SIM bHLH transcription factor 2 (gene SIM2). The coding region runs from base 587 to 2806 and encodes 739 amino acids. Gene Ontology annotation, biological process: regulation of transcription by RNA polymerase II. The transcript has 11 exons. Gene Ontology annotation, molecular function: RNA polymerase II transcription regulatory region sequence-specific DNA binding; DNA-binding transcription factor activity, RNA polymerase II-specific; protein dimerization activity. The record is from RefSeq and is a predicted model, not a curated record. NCBI's taxonomy places the organism in Eukaryota, Metazoa, Chordata, Mammalia, Artiodactyla, Delphinidae.
GCGACAGAUCGCGGGCUCCGGGCGCCGCAUCACCAGGCACAGGGAACCGCCAGGGAGGGCAGGAGAGCGCACCCGGGCCGGGCCCCAGCCGCGUCCGCUCCCCUCCCGCUCCAUGGCUCCGCAGCCGCAGCCGCCCGUGCCGUCCUCCAGCCUGGAGGGGUCUCACGGCAGCGGGUACGAACACCCGGCCAAGGACUAAACAGCACCGCCGCCUCCUCGCCGGCCACUCUCCACCCCUAAGGAAAGCCGAGGCAGGGGAGACAAGAGGGAGGAAGGAAGAGCGAGCCGAAGCGAGCGGGAAGCCAGGGCUCGGGUCGCCGCGGGACAGUCCGGCCCGGAGGAGGCUGCGCCCGGGGCGGUGGCGGGAGGAGCGCGGGGCGGCGUCCCCGGGUUGCGCCGAGCUCCCGGCCCACGGCUGCAGAAAGGCGUCUUGGUGCCCCUGGUCGGCCUCACGCACCUGCCCGCGGCCGGCGCCCCACUCACCUGGUCUGCGGGGCCCCCUUCCCCGUCGCCGCCGCUGCAGCCAGAGCGGAGCUCCGCGGGCCUGGAGCACGGCCGGGUCUAAUAUGCCCGGAGCCGAGGCGCGAUGAAGGAGAAGUCGAAGAAUGCGGCCAAGACCAGGAGGGAGAAGGAAAAUGGCGAGUUUUAUGAGCUGGCCAAGCUGCUCCCGCUGCCAUCGGCCAUCACCUCGCAGCUGGACAAGGCGUCCAUCAUCCGACUCACCACGAGCUACCUGAAGAUGCGCGCUGUCUUUCCCGAAGGUUUAGGAGACGCGUGGGGACAGCCGAGCCGCGCGGGGCCCCUGGACAGCGUCGCCAAGGAGCUGGGAUCGCACCUGCUGCAGACUUUGGAUGGAUUUGUUUUUGUGGUAGCAUCUGACGGCAAAAUCAUGUAUAUUUCGGAAACAGCUUCUGUACAUUUAGGCCUGUCCCAGGUGGAGCUCACGGGCAACAGCAUUUAUGAGUACAUCCAUCCUUCCGACCACGAUGAGAUGACUGCUGUCCUGACAGCCCACCAGCCUCUUCACCAUCACCUGCUCCAAGAGUACGAGAUCGAGAGGUCGUUCUUUCUUCGAAUGAAGUGUGUCUUGGCGAAAAGAAACGCCGGCCUGACCUGCAGCGGAUACAAGGUCAUACACUGCAGCGGCUACUUGAAGAUCAGGCAGUAUAUGCUGGACAUGUCCCUGUACGACUCAUGCUACCAGAUCGUGGGGCUGGUGGCCGUGGGCCAGUCACUGCCGCCCAGCGCCAUCACUGAGAUCAAGCUGCACAGCAACAUGUUCAUGUUCAGGGCCAGCCUCGACCUGAAGCUGAUAUUCCUGGAUUCCAGGGUGACCGAGCUGACUGGGUACGAGCCGCAGGACCUGAUUGAGAAGACCCUGUACCAUCACGUGCACGGCUGCGACGUCUUCCACCUGCGAUAUGCGCACCACCUCUUGCUGGUGAAGGGCCAGGUCACCACCAAGUACUACCGGUUGCUGUCCAAGCUUGGCGGCUGGGUGUGGGUGCAGAGCUGCGCCACCGUCGUGCACAACAGCCGCUCGUCCCGGCCCCACUGCAUCGUGAGUGUCAAUUAUGUCCUCACGGACAUCGAAUACAAGGAACUGCAGUUGUCCCUGGACCAGGUGUCCACGUCCAAGUCCCAGGACUCCUGGAGGACCGCCUUGUCUACCUCACAAGAAACUAGGAAAUUAGCUAAACCCAAAAACAUGAAGAUGAAGACAAAGCUGAGAACAAACCCUUACCCCCCACAGCAAUACAGCUCGUUCCAAAUGGACAAACUGGAAUGCGGCCAGCUCGGAAGCUGGAGAGCCAGCCCCCCCGUCCACACCCCAGUUCCCCCAGAACAGCAGCUCCAUUCAGAAGGCGGCGACCUUCUGUACGCCCCGUCCUACAGCCUGCCCUUCUCCUACCAUUACGGACACUUCCCUCUGGACUCUCACGUCUUCAGCAGCAAAAAGCCAAUGUUGCCGGCCAAGUUCGGGCAGCCCCAAGGAUCCCCGUGCGAGGUGGCACGCUUUCUGCUGAGCACGCUGCCGGCCAGCGGCGAGUGCCAGUGGCACUAUGCCAACCCCCUAGUGCCGGGCAGCCAGUCUCCAGCUAAAAGCCUUUCCGAGCCGCCGGUGAACCCUGCUCGGCACAGCCUCGUGCCAAACUACGAAGAACACUGCAACUGGCAUCCUGUGAUUGGACCUCGCGGGCCCGGCACGCACGCGGGAAGGGGCGAGGGCGGCUCCGGGGCUCGAGCGCGCGGGCGGCAGGGGUGGCCCAGGGGUGGUGGCGGCCCCAGGGCCCCCCGGCUUGGUGUCGCUCUGGGCAUGUCCCCCUCCUCCCCCGCGCGGGCGUCUAACGUGUCGCCUGUCCCCGCAGCGCCCGCCGCCGCCGCGCGCAGGUUCGGCGAGGAUACCGCGCCACCGCUGCCGAGCUUCCCGAGCUGCGGGCACUACCGCGAGGAGCCGGCGCUGGGCCCGGCCAAGGCCGCCCGCCAAGCCGCCCGCGACGGGGCGCGGCUGGCGCUGGCCCGCGCGGCCCCCGAGUGCUGCGCGCCGCCGGCCCCCGAGCCGCCGGGCACGCCGGCGCAGCUGCCCUUCGUGCUGCUCAACUACCACCGCGUGCUGGCCCGCCGCGGGCCGCUGGGGGGCGCUGCGCCCGCCGCCCCCACCCUCGCCGGCGGCCCCGGCGCCCCCGAUGCGGGGGCCGGCGCGCUGCGACCCCGGGCCCCCGACCCCGCCGCUGCCGCCUCGCCGCCCGGCGCGCCCCUGCCGCACUACCUGGGCGCCUCGGUCAUCAUUACCAACGGCAGGUGACCCGCCUGGGCCGGACCGCAGAGUCCUGGGGCCGCCCCGCCUCGCGCGGGGCUGCCCGCGGGGAGAAGCCAUAGGCCAGCCUCUUUGGCUCCCAUUUUACCAAGUCCAGUCGAGUCAAGAGGGACGAGAUGUAUAUGCACGAUUUAAAUUAAUUUAUACAGAGACAACUAUUUUACUAGAACUCCACCGCCGACUUUUGGAUUUUUACCGUAGAUGCCAUAACCGUCCGUGUGGAGGACAGAGACACGGCGACGUUGGGGAGACGUGACCGCCCGACCUUUGUUCCGCAAGAGCCGGGUUUUCUGAAAGGGCGUAGCUGAGCGUCCCCGACCGCCCACGUGUGGCCUCAACUACUCCGUCUUUGGGGGGACUUGGUUUCCUCACCUUGAAAUCAGGCUUGCGCGCCUUGCGUGUCCCCGAUGUUCAGUAACAGUCCCUCUGGGGGCUUGGAGGAGGCGCCGCUCCUCAGAUGCCCUCCACUUUGCGGAGGAAACCCCACCCUGAUGCAGUCAGGGGUGCCGGUGGGUGGCCGACCUGGAAGCUUCCUGUAUCCAGAGUCCUUUUAGAUUAAGUCAAGGCAGAAUGUGAUGAUUUAAGUCCCAUGAACGGACAACUCCGUUGUCUUUAAAAGUCAUUCAUGAGUCUAAUUAAAAGCUGUUGUUUUAAUUUAACCCUUUCCUUAAUACAAACAUCAAGCCCAGACAAGGGUGAACGUGGGUGCGCUUCACGAGUACGUUCACAAGCUCUUACUCCCUCCUACCCCAUGAACUCUUGAGAACAGCACCUUCAGAAAUAUAUGGAAUAGGCAUUAAAUGCAAAUAUAUAUAUAUAGCCAGAUAUUUUAUGAGAAUGACAUGUGGAUGAUUUUGGUGCCCAGUGGAUUGGCUACCCCUGUCAAGUUUGAUGACAAGGCAAAAUCCCUCUGGCCCACACAGACCUGUAAUUCCCUAGGCUCGUGUUUGCUACAAGUAGUGCUAAUAAAGUUAGUUACAUUGCAUGUGCAAUAUGGAAGAUUGUCAAUGGACUGCGCCUUGUGGAAGAAAACAUGCUAAAGGGAUGUAAUGAAAAUGAUGUACAUGUUGUCUUCAGCGUUUUCUGCAUUUUAUACAGAGCAAGAAAACUCCGUAUGAACAUGUCAUGUGUAUAACAGGUAAACAGAAAUCUUUUUAUAAAGAACCAGCAGGGACUUCCCUGGUGGCGCAGUGGCUAAGACUCCGUGCUCCCAAUGCAGGGGGCCCGGCGUUCAAUCCCUGGACAGGGAACUAGAUCCCACAUGCCACAACUAAGGAGCCCACAUGCAGCAACUAAGACCCGGCACAACCAAAUAAAUAAAUGUUUUUUUUAAAAAAAGCACCAGCAGUGUUUUUAAAAUAAACUUCCAUUAAUUUUUGUUUUAUUUUUAUACUUUUGCUUCAAGAUUUCACCAUUUAAAAAUUCUAUCACGGUUCUGCAGUGGAUCAAUGCGUUGAACCACCCUUUUUUCAAUCUGCUCCACACGAUAAAUGCUCCCUCGUUUUGCUGCUUUUUCAAAAAUGGUUUACUUUUAGGAAACUAUGUCCACCUUUCUCAGUGGAAAGGUUGUUCACAAAUGUCUUUAACUCACUGUUCUAGAAUCAAAGUGCACCUACGUCAACUGUUCUUAAAAUGUGAAAGGACCCGUUGCCCACCCAGUGUCACUAUGAGGACCUGCCUCAUUCCGUAGGUGUCAGUUGCCUUACAGUACAAUUUGCAAAUUUAGGAACAUGUGUCUUACAGUGAAGAGACAGGUUCAGAAGAAUUAUAGGCAUACACCCCUACACAACACUUAGCCAUACCUCAUGAGCAGCUUGUUGUGAGUGUGUGCACACAUAAAAUAAGCCUGGGGUAUUAUUUUUGUGCUGUCGAGACCCAUAAUUAAACCAUGAUUCCAGGAAGGUGCAGGUUCGAUGAGCAGGAGAUUCACCUGACAUUUUUCAAUAAAGUACUGUA